Caenorhabditis remanei is the source of this 741-nucleotide messenger RNA. RefSeq lists its product as uncharacterized. Gene Ontology annotation, cellular component: ribosome. The coding region runs from base 1 to 741 and encodes 246 amino acids. The transcript is spliced from 3 exons. Gene Ontology annotation, molecular function: structural constituent of ribosome. The record is from RefSeq and is a predicted model, not a curated record. NCBI's taxonomy places the organism in Eukaryota, Metazoa, Nematoda, Chromadorea, Rhabditida, Rhabditidae. Gene Ontology annotation, biological process: translation.
AUGAGACUCAACUUCGCCUAUCCAGCCACCGGGCUCCAAAAGUCCUUCGAAGUCGACGAGGAGAAGAAACUCCGCGUUUUCUUCGAGAAGCGCAUGUCCCAAGAGGUUGCCAUUGAUUCUCUUGGAGACGAGUGGAAGGGAUAUGUCGUCAGAAUCGGAGGAGGAAACGACAAACAAGGAUUCCCAAUGAAGCAAGGAGUUCUCACCAACGGACGUGUCCGUCUUCUUUUGAAGAAAGGACAAUCCUGCUACCGUGAGCGUAAGAGUGGAGAGCGCAAGAGAAAGUCCGUCCGCGGAUGCAUCGUUGACGCCAACAUGUCCGCCCUUUCUCUUGUCAUCGUCAAGAAGGGAGAUGCUGAAAUUGAAGGACUCACCGACUCUGUUCUUCCACGCAAGCUCGGACCAAAGAGAGCCUCCAAGAUCCGCAAGCUUUUCAACUUGACAAAGCAUGACGACGUUACCAAGUACGUCAUCACCCACGAGAAGACCUUCCCAGAUGGUGUUGUCAAGACCAUCGCUCCAAAGAUCCAACGCCUCAUCACACCAGCCCGUAUCGCCAGAAAGAAGUACCUUCUCCGCCAAAAGCGCAAUCAACGCGCCAAGGUCCGCGAGGAGGCCCAAGCUUACCACAAGCUUCUCGCCAAGUACUCCAAGGAAGAGCACGAUGCCAAGAUCGCUCGCAGACGCUCUUCGGCUUCCCACCACUCGGAGACCGAGGUCAAGAAGACCGGAAAGAAGUAA